Molecule: messenger RNA, 555 nt
Organism: Paramormyrops kingsleyae
Lineage: Eukaryota; Metazoa; Chordata; Actinopteri; Osteoglossiformes; Mormyridae
Source: RefSeq, a predicted model, not a curated record
AUGCUGAGCGUGCUCUUCAGCUCCCUGCAGGCCAGAGCUCCAUCUCAGGGCCGUUUCUGGGUGAUGCUCCCGAGCAGCGUGGUCAGCAGGAUAUUUGAGGGCGAGAAGUUUACCUGUUGCACCAGCCAGCCGGGUUGCACUGAAGUACGUCAAGAUGCGAUGCUCCUCUUCUCAUCGUACCGCUUUUGGGUUUGCCAAAUCAUACUCAUCCUCACGCCAUCGCUGCUGUUCUUCAUCUACAUGGCACACCGGAAAAAGGACACCGCUGCACACGACGAUGGGGAGAACCGCCGCCCGCACUGGAUUUACAUCAUCAGCGUGGUCUUCUGGAUCAUAAUUGAAGCGCCUUUUGUGAUUGGACAGUGGUGGCUGUACGGCUUCAAGGUCGAAGCUUCAUACACAUGCCGACACAGACCCUGUCACAGUUAUGCCAGUUGCUUUAUCGCCGGGUCCAAGGAGAAAACAACUUUCCUUUGCUUUUUCUUCGCUGUUGGCAUCCUGUCAGUCAUCUCCAGCCUUGCUGAGUUACUGCAGGUGAUCAGAUACGUUCACUGA